AUGGCCGCCGAAUACAAGAACACAAACGUCAAUGAGCUCGCCAAGCAGGCGGAGCAGGACCUCAACAGCCACAGCGCUAAACAUGGUCAUGAGGUUGGUGAUUCGACCGUCGAAUCCGGCGUCGACACGGCAAACGUAGAACCCCACUUCGCCGGCGCAAACGUAAAAUACGGCUCCGACGCCAGCGGCGCUGGCAACAACCGCGACAUCCCCCUCGACGAAGGCGGUUCCAUCAAGCCCAACGGCCAGCCUACCAAGGCUGCGGAUUUCGCACAUGGAGGUGUGGGUGCGCCGGAGGCGAGGGAUCAGAAGUUUGCUGAGACGCAUGGUGGGGAUGACUCUGUUAGGGGGAAUGUUAGGAAUUAG
This is a messenger RNA of Pyrenophora tritici-repentis Pt-1C-BFP, 366 nucleotides long. Its product is annotated as TT-ORF1 multi-domain protein. The record is from RefSeq and is a predicted model, not a curated record. Lineage: Eukaryota; Fungi; Ascomycota; Dothideomycetes; Pleosporales; Pleosporaceae.